CUCGAAGCAACCCGCCAUCCUAUUGGCCGGAGCGGCCCCUGUCUCCCGCCCCUCCCUGGGGCCAGCGGUUAGCCGCCGUUGUGGAAGCCAGAGCGCCGCGGCUGCUGUCCUGGCUGAGGGGAGCGCGGCCGCCUCCAGAGCCGCCAGGGGCCCCGCGGGGCCGGUGGAGCAGCCGCCCCACGCCACCAUGGUCCCCGCGGAGGGGAGCCCGGGCGGCCGAGGGGACGCGGCGGGAGACGGCGGCUUCCUCCUGCUGCGGGCCCCGGAGAGCGGCAGCGUCCGGAAGCAGGGCUGUGAUCCCUUUGCACAGACCCAGCGCAGCAAACUGCAGCACCGCCGCGCACGAAUUAACCAACAGAUCAACAAGGAGAUGAGAAUGCGAGCUGGGGCAGAAAACCUCUUCAAGGCCACAAGUAAUCACAAAGUAAAAGAAACAGUAGCCUUGGAGCUUAGCUAUGUUAAUUCCAAUCUGCAAUUGCUGAAGGAAGAACUAGAAGAACUGAACAGCUGUGUGGAUGUAUACCAGAAUGACAGUGAAUCUAUCAGCGUCCCUAUGAUUCCUUUGGGGCUAAAGGAGACUAAGGAAAUGGAUUUAAUGGCCCCAUUAAAGGAUCUCAUCUGUGAACAUUAUGGAGAAGAUGGCAUCUCAUUUGAAAAGGAAAUCAAAGAGCUCAUGGAGCUGCGGCAGGCCAUGCGGACUCCCAGCCGGAACGAGGCGGGGCUAGAACUUCUGAUGGAAUAUUACAACCAGCUUUACUUUCUUGACAACAGAUUCUUCCCUCCCAAUAAAAACUUGGGCGUCUUCUUUCACUGGUAUGACUCGCUAACUGGAGUCCCUUCUCAUCAGCGUGCUCUGGCUUUUGAGAAGGGAAGUGUGCUCUUCAACAUUGGAGCUCUGCACACUCAGAUUGGGGCACGACAGGAUCGCACAACCCUGCAAGGAGUCGACCGGGCUAUAGAUGCUUUUCAAAAGGCAGCUGGUGCCUUUAACUACCUGAAGGAGAACUUCUCCAACGCCCCUAGCCUGGACAUGAGCACUGCCUCGCUGAACAUGCUUGUGCGACUGAUGAUUGCGCAGGUGCAAGAGUGUGUCUUUGAGAAGGUCACCCUGACCAGCGCCCAGAAUGACUUCUUCACUCAGCUGCAGAUUGCACAAGAAGCAGCCAGGGUUGAAGAAGUCUACUCGUUGGUGCAUCAGACCAUGACCCAGGCUCACGUGAAGGAUUAUGUACCUUUCUCAUGGGCCACCAUGGUCCAUGUCAAGUCUGAGCAUUUCAAGGCCCUCUCCCACUACUAUGCUGCCGUUGCACUUUGUGACUGCCCCUCCGUCUCUGAAGCUGACUUCCCAGAACAAGAAAAGGCUUUUGUCCAGUUUCACGUCACCAUGCCAGAGGGACCAUCGCUUCAUCUUGUGCUGCAAGACCCGGAGGAGCGAAGGAAACUGGGCAAGGCUCAUUUGAAAAAAGCUAUCAUGCGACACGAAGAAGCCAUGAGGAUCCAUAGCCUGUGUAAGAUCCUGAGGAAGAUGGACAUCCUCCAGGAGGUCCUCUCCUUCGCUCACAAGCGCUCGCUUAGCAAAUACUCAGAAAUCGAUCACGAGGAAGACUUCUUCGAAACCGGAGAUGCUCCUGACAUUCAUCCCAAAACGAAUCAGAGACCGGAAAUAAAAUCUCCCAACUUCUCCCAAGUGAAGGUGACGGACAUCUUCCAUAGACUGGGCCCUCUGUCAGUUUUUUCAGCCAAAAACAAGUGGCGCCCUGCACGGCGAGCUCAUCUGGCCAGAGGAGAAAAUGGCUUUGGGUUGACGCUCCGAGGGGAUUCCCCUGUCCUGAUUGCGGGAGUGAUACCUGGGGGCUGUGCAUCCGAAGCCGGGCUAAAGGAAGGAGACUACAUAGUCUCUGUGAACAGCGAGGACUGCAAGUGGUCCAAGCAUGCUGAGGUGGUGCAGCUGCUGAAGAGCGUCGGGGAAGAGGGUGUAGACAUUGGCGUGGUAACCCUGCAGAGUUCCGAUGGACAGAACGUUGUGGACAGGAGGUUGGUGGCUAUGUCAUCGGGGGGCGCACUGCUGAAGAACAACAAAGAGAAUAGCAGGAAGAGCCUCAUGAACAGCAAGAGCGCCAGCACCCUGCUGGCCUGGAGCAAGAAGAGUAAACGGAGCAAGAGCAGCACCUACAGCCUUCCCUUCACCACUGUGGGAGACGAGUCCAUGUACUGAACCCUCGGCCUGGCUGGGUCCCGGCUUAUUGACGUUAACUCUUGGCAUUGCUGGGGAGCAGGAGGAGAGAGCAGCAGCUACAUGGCACUGGGAGCUACGCUGGUGUCGUUGCAAUCAGUUCUUCUGGCCCUGAGGGAGGAGAAGACUCCAGAGCUGAUCCUUGGUGCCUGAGGAGCAUGGCAUCGAGCUGGAUUCUUUCCUAGCAGAGUGGGCUGACAGGUGUAGCGCUCUCGUUGCUGGUGACCAGCAGGCGCCUCCAUCUGAGCUUGCAUGUAAAAAGUCCUCCGCUGAAUGGUUUGCGGGAGGGACUGUUGGUUUGUUUUUUCUGGCUCAUACUCUAGUACCAAGACGGCCUUCUCACCGGCAGUAGUAAGUGCCGGUAUAGUCAACACCAGCAGGCAAACCAAAAGCUGUGAAGUUCUGUACUGUCUCUUAGGCCUUGUAAAAAUCCUGUGCACAUGGAUGCCAACUUAGCCAAGGAGCACAUCAGCGUGAAUACACAAAGCAGGAAAUGUGUAGAAUUUUCUCAACUUUUCUCAGCCAAAGGGCGAGGAGUGAGACAUUGAGAUCCAACAUGAACUGAUUGUUGGUACGUCUGAGGAUUUCUAUUCCAGUGGGGCCUCCUGCCAUCCACCCCAAGGUGGACAGAAAUAGCAGGCCAUGAAUAGCAGGCCACUACUGAGUGCAGAGAACAUAGAGACUGUCUCCAGCCGCUCUGCGGUGGACUGGGGAAGAAAUUAGAAGUGUAUUUUCUAAAAACACUAAAGGAAUGUUAAGGUUGCCAAGUGAAGCUCUGAAGUCAGGGAAGUCAGUGUUUCAGUUGGACAGGGAACCUUAACUGAGCCCCCUUGUGCACAAGCAUCAUGGUAGGAGCUUGAGGCACAUUUCACAUCCUACUAUGUCUGCUGGUCUCCUGCUUCAUUUAGUGCACAGGGUGAGAGCGCGCACAGAAGAUGGAGUGCUGAAUUUACAUGCUCAGAUUAGGUGAUUCAAAUGAUUUUCCAGACAACUUUCCCGAAGCACAGCUUUGCACGUGUAUUUGGUUGCUCCUUCUGGUGCAAAUUUUACAAUCUCAGUAGCAUGACCCCAGAUCUUGAAUGCUUAUGGAUCAGUGUCCUAACACAUAAAGGACAGAGCAGGAGGGAGAGCUCAGUGGUAUGAGCAUUGGCCUGCUAAACCCAGGGUUGUGAGUUCAGCCCUUGAGGGGGCCACUUAGGGAUCUGGGGCAAAAUCAGUACUUGGUCCUGCUAGUGAAGGAAGGAGGCUGGACUCGAUGACCCUUCAGUGUCCCUUCCAGUUCUAGGAGAUCGGUAUAUCUCUAUUAUUAUUAGCAGCUCAGCUCUCAUUUCGCUCCAGGUCGAUAGAAUCGUAGGACUGGAAGGGGACUGCGAGGUCAUAUAGUCCAGUUCCCUGCACUCGUGGCAGGACUAAGUAUUAUCUGUGAAUGUGAAAUGAGUGUUUCACAUGGGUAACACACAGCCCUCAAGUUGUCAGUAUUGAGACUCUAGAGGAAAUGGGUUAACUAACCAUCUGAUCAGAGCAGAAGCCAUAUCCUGCUCUCCAGAUAUGUGCCACUCUUGUUCAGUGGUUCUGGAUCAAGUUCCAAGUCAUUCAGAGUGGUGUGCAGCUUGAGGGGGCAGAGUUUGGUCUGUGCACCCAAAAAUCCUGUUGUCACUGAGACUAUCGGGUGCACAAGCAAUGCUGGCUCGGUCCCCACUUCAGCAAAGCACUUAAGCAAGAUCCAGCACAGACUUAAACGUGUUUUUAAGCACUGUUCUGAAUCAGGGCUGGGUGCAUGACUGUAAUGGAUACAUAGCUGUCUGUCAGCUGUUCCACAGGCACCCGGCCAGGGCAUAACCUGCUCCUCUGUAUGAAAGGGAAAGAUGCAUCCACAUAGUCAUUGUCCUUUUCCACCAGCAGAGAUGGAUCCACUAACAACCAAAGGGCCUCCUGCUUCUGUGUGAAGUUAAAAUUCCAAGCAAAUAACUCCUCUAAAUCAUUAAACUACUAACAUUUGCCCUGGUAUUGGAUCUCAUGCACACUGCUAAUAUCCUAAUUCUGUGCUGCCAGCAUUCUUAAUGGUGCUGAGCUGAACGAUGCAUACAGCUUAACAACUGUGCUGUCGCUGCUGGAAAAAUCAGAAGACUAUAUACAUUAUGAACAACGUUAGUUUUCAGUCCCAUUUCUGUAUUGUGUGUUCGGGUCUUUUGUGGAGGCUGUCCAGUCUUCUUGAGUGCGUGAUUGCUGUUGGUAGGUAUAAAAUACCCUUCAGAGAUGUAAUUGUAUUUUUGUACAAGUAAUAGUUGGUGUCUACUUCUCCCUUUUUUUUAAAGUCACGAAUAAUUUGUAGCAAUAGUUUAAUGGGAUAAACUGAACACACAUGUCCCUUAGAUUGGUAGCAGAAUAUCUUCUCAUUAGCUUCCUUUGAGUUUUACUUUAUUUUGUUUCAUGCAGCACAGUGCUAAUGUGCCAAGCUGUUCAUCCUGUUUUAUUUAAAAAAAAAAAUUGGUUUCCUCCCCUGAAAAAAGGCAUUUCUGUGAAACCCGUUAGCUGCUGAUAGAUCUUUUCAUUCAUGCAUCCCCCAAUUCUCAGAACUGCCCUUGCUCUACAAGUGGAUUCAGAUACUUGCCCUCCACCUGGCUUUCUUUAACUGUUACUUGAGGACCACCUCCGUCCCAUGGUUUGUGGUGAUAAAACUUCGUACUCCAGGGCGUAAGCCAACCACUAAACUGGCUGAAGUUAGGAAUCUUCCCCUAGGGGACAGUUACUUGAUACUUGUCCACUAAGGGAUUUCUUGCACCUUCCUCUAAAGCAGCUGGUACUGGCCACUGUCAGACUGGAACUGAACCAUCUAGUACAGAACCCGGGGUAAACUUCCCAGCCACCAAGUGAUAAACUUAAUGGGGAGACACCAUCGUGGGUUUAAAUAGAAAUCAGAGCUUCAAGCUUAGAAAUGGUAGGAAUUUUUAAAUAUCUUGUUUUUGCUGCCAUAACUGAGGCCUCUGAGCCAGAGACUUAUUUAUUUAAAGCAAUGUGUAUGACUGCAUAUCGCAUUUGUAUCCCCAGAUGCUUAUGUUUACAUCAUCAGGUUUGUGGGGUUUUUUUUUUAACAUGCAUUCUGCAUCUUUCUAACACUGGUGGUUUUUAUUUGUAUGUUGACGCUCACCUUUCAAUGAUUAUAAAAUACGGAUUU
Mauremys mutica (yellowpond turtle) is the source of this 5408-nucleotide messenger RNA. RefSeq names its product rhophilin Rho GTPase binding protein 1 (gene RHPN1). NCBI's taxonomy places the organism in Eukaryota, Metazoa, Chordata, Testudines, Geoemydidae. Bases 188 to 2215 code for a protein of 675 amino acids. Gene Ontology annotation, molecular function: protein binding. The transcript is spliced from 15 exons. Gene Ontology annotation, biological process: signal transduction; negative regulation of stress fiber assembly. The record is from RefSeq and is a predicted model, not a curated record.